GUUUACCAUACACUGAGCAUGGGGUUAGUGGAUGAUCGUAUAGUAUAAAUUAGAUUUGGCCUGUCCGAAUUUCUUCAUUAUUACAAACGAAUCGCAGGAAGAAGAACGUUUAAAGUUACUAGAGGUUUAGUGAUUGUGCAAAAUUAGUUUAUUUACAGGAAUAUAAGAGUAAACAUUCAUGAUGUUGGACAACGACAACAAGAACGACGUGCAGGUGGCUGUGAGGCCGAUGAUGAACGUCUCGGCUGGAAUCUCGUCGCUUCCAAUGGAAGGAAGCUCAACUUUGUCAGCAAUGCCAUCUUGUCCGAAAGGCGGUGUUAUUGUUCAGGUUAUGUUCGCUGGUGUAUGCUACCCAGAAGGCCACAUCCGUAAAGGCCAGUUCAGACCGCCACUUCCAGGCCCGGAGGUUGCUGGCAAGGUGUACGAUAUCUGCAACACUAUUCCAAACUGCAACCUGAUGCCUGGCGACAAUGUCAUCAUUUUCCAAGAGGAGCAAGUUAUGGAUCACUAUCAGGAGUUCAUUUCGAUUGACAACGCAGACAAUGUCGUGCAGGUCCCUAACACGGUUUCAUUGGACGUGGCCUCGAUGUUGUCUGGCAGUGCACUGUCUGCAUACAAUGCUGUGUUGAAAGCUAUCCCCCAUGUAGAGAAACUUCAGCGUGUAAAAUCAAGCAUCAAUGUACUGAUUGUUGGAGCUGGCAGUCUUGGUCUUUGGACACUUCAAUUGGCCAAAUUCCUCAUGGGCGAUGACAACUCAAACGUCCGGCUUUUUGUAGCCGACAACAGCAUCGAUAGAUUGAUCACUGCUCAGGAGCAUGAUUGCCAAGACAUCAUCCACUGGUGCGAGGAAGACCACGAGCAGUACAUCAUUGAACGCACACUGGACGCAUGCCGCGGGGGCGUCGACAUUGUCGUAGACUUCAUCAGCUCACCAAGGACGAUGAUGCGGUCUCUCAAAAUCCUUAAUAGGGAAGGUCUGAUUCUUGUUGGAGGCAAUGCGAUGGCGGAAGUUUCCAUCAAUCUCAACACGCUGGCUGCAAAGCAGCAGAGCAUUGUAGGCAUCCCACGUGGCACUGUUGACCAGGUCCGAGAGUUGGUAGAGGCUGUCGCAGAUAGAAAGCUUGAAGUUCCAGAAUUCAGCGUCCACAAUAUGGACGAAGCUAAAGAAGUUUUUGAGGACCUUCAGAGCUGCCGAUUGACCGGUCGGGCCAUCCUACGCUUUGGCAACUCGAGCACCACUCACACAACUGAUGUCACGGACAAUUACUAGUCGUUUGCGGCUAGCUCUCAUUUAAAACUUGCAAUCAACAUGUGACACGGAAUUCACAGUCUGCUGACAAGUCAGUGUUGUUGUGAUUAGUCAGAUGUCGACAGAGUUGUCGCAGAUGGAACUUGCUGCAUACUGAUCUCAAAAAAGGAGUGUCGGGUUGUCGUUAAAUUGUAGUUUGCAAACUCCCUGUUCAAACUUGCAACCCCGCAAGCAAAAAACCCAGUCAGUAGUGCACGUGGUGGAAUCAUGAUCUGAGGAUCCAAUGACUAUGUGCCAGGUUUCCAUAGUUACUGGAAAACAUGGUGAUCUGUGUGGCCAUAUUGUGCUUGUCUAAUACAGUUUCAAAUGUUGGUACAGUUAGGUUGCCUGGUGCUUUUGGGUGGGGCGAUUACAGUAUUACGUGGAAAGACAGUUCGGGAAAACUGGAAAUGUUUCAUCAAAUUAUUUAUUUUAAAUUAAUACAUAAUUACUGAUCAGAUAGUAUUGAACAAUUGAAACUGUAUAAUAUCAUGAGAUUAUUGCAUUUAAUGCUGGAUCAUUUGUACGGGUUCAAUUUUCUUUUGAAUUCUUAAAUUUUCAUGUCAAUGACUUCAGAAAUAAACUUCUUUUUCUAUAAAGUGCUCACGAUAAGAAGUGCUGUACCUUGUUAAAUGUAUAUAUAAUAUUUGAAAUAUUGAAUUGUCAUCUCAUGGACUUCAAAAAUUAUGUUUAUUUGCCAUCAAAUGCCAACAAUUAGGUUUAACAUUUUAUAUAACAUUAAGUAUAUAACAUUAAGUAAUGUAAUCAUUGUUUCUGCUUAUGUUGUAUAUCAUUAUUCCAUUUGACAUGUGUGGUUUUAAAUUGUAAACACAUGUAAUGACUUGAAUAUGUUGUUAUUUUUGUUUAAAAAAUGUUAACACAUAAUUAUUAUUUCAUAAGAAAUUGUUGAAAGUGUUCAAGAAAUAAAAGAAAACCAUAAUAGAAAAAUCAAUAAAAUUAUUAGGAAAAUA
Molecule: messenger RNA, 2259 nt
Organism: Dreissena polymorpha
Lineage: Eukaryota; Metazoa; Mollusca; Bivalvia; Myida; Dreissenidae
Exons: 7
Coding region: 179-1270 (363 amino acids)
Molecular function (GO): oxidoreductase activity
Source: RefSeq, a predicted model, not a curated record